AUGUUCUUUGCAAAAUACAUAGCAACUGUAACGAUAAUUCUUUGGUCAGCCAUAUCAUUGGCAGACCGAGCUUAUACUUUCCAAGACACCUGGCUGAUGGACACAAUAUCUGUUGAUGAUUCCGAAAAAGUCUACAUGCAAGUGUCAUAUCUCCUGUUAUAUGAUGUAGUAGUUAACUACGAAGGGCUUUUGUAUAUGAAAAAUAUAAAUUCGUGGCCCUGGCAUAGAUGGAUUGAUGAAACAUUUUCUGUCAAUCUUUCGAACGAUCUUACUGUUGCAGGAUACGGGAUGCUAAUUAUUGAUGAUGGCACUGCACAACAAGAGGAAUCAGACCAUAAUUGGAAUCUUCAUACUUUGGAUAAUGCAGGUGAGAUUUACUUCUUGGGUGCUCAAACGCAUAAUAAUAUGAAUGUUAAUAUUCAAACCAAUUGGGAAUUAUCCAAUACAGGCAAUAUUUGUUUCAUGAACUGGGCUGAAACUCCUAAUGGUCAUAUAGUUUUAGGAGACUCAUAUAGUAACGCUAUUAAUAAAGGAACCAUCUUCUUUAAUCACAUUGCUAAUGUUGAAAUAAACUAUGACUUGGAAGCUAAUGGAUGUAUUUGGCUAGAAAGUAAUUCCCAUUAUCAAUUUAAUCCAUCCCAUAAUCUGGGCCAUCAAGUAUACUUUAUAGGCGCGGACUCAUCCAUAACCAUCCAAAAUGAUAGAUCCCAAUCACCUUCAUAUGAAAUAUAUGGACUAAGGCAAAACAAUAAAAUCCGUUUUAAUGUAAAUGGAUAUCCCACCAUAAAUUAUAAUGGAGAAUAUUUAGAAGUCCGAGUAGGGCAAACAUUAGUAAUAACCUUAAGAGUUGGCUUUGGUUAUAAAAGUGAAUCAUUCUCCUUAACUGGAUACUGUGCCUCAGUAUCUAAGAGGGCCACAGCUGAUUGUUUAGCUACGCUUACUUAUACAGGCCCACUUGCUAUAACACAACCAGAUGUAUGUCAAUCGUGUUAUAAUCCAGCAACGUUGUUUGAUGUAGACUAUUAUGAGGAGUUGUUAGAUGACAAACAAACAUCUUCCGAAAUUGAAACAUCCUCAGAGGUUCAAACAUCUUCAGAGAUUGAAUCGUCUUCAGAAUUUGAAACAUCCUCAGAAUUUGAAACAUCUUCCGAAAUUGAAACAUCUUCCGAAAUUGAAUCAUCAUCAGAAAUUGCAACGUCUUCCGAAAUUGAAACAUCUUCCGAAAUUGAAACAUCUUCCGAAAUUGAAUCGUAUUCGGAAAUUGAAUCGUCUUCAGAAAUUGAAUCGUCUUCAGAAAUUGAAUCGUCCUCAGAGAUUCAAUCAUCUUCCGAAAUUGAAACAUCCUCCGAAAUUGAAACAUCUUCCGAAAUUGUAACAUCCUCAGAGAUUGAAACAUCUGCACAAGUUUCACCAACUUCAGACGUGGUAUCAUUCACAGAUGUUAUGCCAUCGUCAUAUGUUGAAUCGUCAUAUGUUGAAUCGUCAUCUGAAGUCUUAGCCUCAUCUGAAGUUACUUCAUCAUCGAGUUUAAUAUUGUCUUCAACUGUGGAUUCUUCGUCGAGUGUGGAACCACUUUCAACCUACCCUUCGCUGUCAGACGCGAUUUCAUCUUCUUCUGUUGUUUCCUCGCCAGAUACAAUCAUGCCUUCAGCCAGUUCCGACGUUCCUUUCUUUUCCCCUUCAUUGGCAUCUAGCUAUACAGGAUCUAGUUCAGCACAAUCUGAGACAGAUAUAGUUACAGAUUCAGACACUUUAGGAACUGAAAUAACUGAUGAAAUUGUUAGUACAAGCUCACAUGAACUCAGCUCAGGCACAGCUACAACUGUUAUAGGAACACCAUCUGAUGAAGUCGUCACAACUGCUGACCCAACAGACUCUACUACUGAGAUUAAAGAACCAGAGACUUCGGAAACACUCAUGGAUUCCGAAACAGAAAGCGAGGAAGAGGGAUCAACCACUCUCAAAGUGCAACCAACUUUUGAAAGUACUGAAAGUACCGAAAGUAUCGAACCUUCAACCACAGAUACUCACUCGGACUGGUCUUACACCACCACCAUCGUGAUAACUGAACCUGAUGGAAGUACAGAAACAAAGACAGCUAUUGUUGUCGAUCCUCAGAAUUCUGAAGGUGAUUGGUAUACCUAUACUUCGUUCUUAGAUGAUGAAUCCACUACUCUCAAAGAAGAACCUACGCUUGGAACUUCUCAAAAUACUCAUAAUUCUGAAACCACUGAAACCACCCAAUCCACAAGUACAGAUACUCACUCGGACUGGUCUUACACCACCACCAUCGUGGUAACCGAGCCUGACGGAAGCACAGAAACAAAGACAGCUAUUGUUGUCGAUCCUCAGAAUUCUGAAGGUGAUUGGUAUACCUAUACUUCGUUCUUAGAUGAUGAAUCCACUACUCUCAAAGAAGAACCUACGCUUGGAACUUCUCAAAAUACUCAUAAUUCUGAAACCACUAAAACCACCCAAUCCACAAGUACAGAUACUCACUCGGACUGGUCUUACACCACCACCAUCGUGGUAACCGAGCCUGACGGAAGCACAGAAACAAAGACAGCUAUUGUUGUCGAUCCUCAGAAUUCCGAAGGUGAUUGGUACACAUACACGUCGUUCUUGGACGAUCCAAAGGAAACUGAUGAAGUGAACAGUACACCAGCAAAUGUAGAUACAACGACCAGAGUGAGUGAUCGCUCUACAACUACAACAACACAAGGUUGGACCGGGACUUAUACGACUACGUUCACAGUGCCAGGAGAUGAUCUUGAUACCGUUAUCAUUGCAACACCACCUGUGGAUUAUACUACCACUACACAACAAUGGACUGGAAGUGAUACAACAACUUACACCAUAUCCGGAGACACACUUCAGACUGUUGUAGUUCAAGUGCCAACCACCGCCACCACACCUCAACCUUCCACGGGUGGAGUUGUCACUGAAUACGUAACAACAUAUACCACUGCUUUGCCAAAUGGAUCUCCUGCUACAGAAAGUGCACAAGUUGUUAUUUCUCAAGAUGACGAUGGUACUUUGUUCACAUCUUCAGCAGUAUUGCCUACCAUCUCAACAUAUACAAGGACCGCCACUGUGACGUUGGGCAAUGGCCAACAGUCCACCGCCGUCUAUGAGGUCAUAGUUUCACCAGAUGAUUCAGGAAGUCUUGUUACUACAAGCAGUAUUUUAGUUGUAGCUGAUAGAACUGACGUACCUGAAGGUCCUGCUAAUGGUUUAGAUAAUACUAGCACAAAUACAGAUGUUGGUGGUGAAGAGUCUACCAACGAAAUUAGUGACGAAGUUGUAAAUAACAAUGCCAUUAAUGAAGAUAGUGGGAGUGGUGCAGCUCCUAAUGAGGCCAAUACUGAACAAAACAUGAACAAUGAAGUUAUAAACAAUAAUUAUAAUUCCGGCGACAAUACUAAUACUAAUAAUGCUAAGGAUUAUAGUACUGGUGAAAAUAAUGGCAACACUAAUACCAACACUAAUACCAACACUAAUACCAACACUAAUACCAACACUAAUGUCAAUGAUAAUGUUACCGGUAAUAAUGCCAAUGAUAACGGUAUUGCUAACAACGGUAGUGAAAACAAUGGUAAUGUUGCUAACGACAACGUUUAUUAUGACGGUACCGAAUCAAAUGGUGAACAAACCGUCCAACCGGCUGAUUCUGAAAAUGAAGACGCUCAACAAUUCACUCCUACAUCUUAUACUAUUGCAGUCACUACCUCACUUCCUGAUGGUGUGGUUGCUACAGAACUCGCCGUAGUAGCUGUUUCGAUGGGUCCUGACGGCGUGGCUACUACACUAACCGCACCAAUUACCGCACCUACUAAUGCUGAUUACUUCACUACUGUUGUGACUGGUGCACCGGUUGAAGACUACGAUGCUGAAGGUAAGGAAGAAACUGAUGCCCCGGCGGCACCUACUGCCGAUGGUGGUGUUCCUCAGGUUCAACAACAUCAACAUGAUGAGGAUAAGGACACCACUGAAGAAAACGGAUAUUCACAUGAUGUGGAAGCAUUUGAUAGUGGGGCAGGAUCUGUAAAUUAUCCGAUUUACAUGAAUGCCGCACCCCUUUUGAUUGCUCUCAUUAUGAUUUAG
Molecule: messenger RNA, 4104 nt
Organism: Scheffersomyces amazonensis
Lineage: Eukaryota; Fungi; Ascomycota; Pichiomycetes; Serinales; Debaryomycetaceae
Exons: 1
Coding region: 1-4104 (1367 amino acids)
Source: RefSeq, a predicted model, not a curated record